This is a messenger RNA of Pocillopora meandrina, 408 nucleotides long. The record is from the annotation of a GenBank genome assembly. NCBI's taxonomy places the organism in Eukaryota, Metazoa, Cnidaria, Anthozoa, Scleractinia, Pocilloporidae.
AUGACUCCUGUUAGAGGAUCACGACGAUUAAGACGUCAGGAUGUCGAAGAACAAAGAGCGCCCUACGACUGCUUCAUCUGUUUGACUCCAAUCACAGUAAACAUGUAUGAUGCUGCAGCGACACCAUGCUGUACAAGACAAGUUCACCGUGCAUGUUACCAGCAACAUGCCCAUGCAUUGGCUGCAUGUGGACACUGCCGACGACAAUUUGCUACCCAAGCCGCAAUUUCACUCAGAAAUCCACUGAUAAACGAGGAUUUGGCAAUCAGAGAGGUACAAAGACAACAGGCCAUCCAAGAUUUGGAAGCAUUGCUUCAACCUGGAGCGCUCGAAGCCAGGAUUCAACAGGUAUGUGUGUUUUUUUAUUUUACGAAUCGUUGUUUGCGUGAACAUUUAAGAAAAAUCUAA